This is a messenger RNA of Neurospora tetrasperma FGSC 2508, 546 nucleotides long. RefSeq lists its product as uncharacterized. The record is from RefSeq and is a predicted model, not a curated record. Bases 1 to 546 code for a protein of 181 amino acids. The transcript has 4 exons. Lineage: Eukaryota; Fungi; Ascomycota; Sordariomycetes; Sordariales; Sordariaceae.
AUGCCGGCGGGCGAUUAUGGCCCAUUUGAAACCAGUGCAAUUGAUAAAGAAUGGAAUCAGUGGCUGGGAGACGUUGAUCAGCCAAACUCCGACGUUGGAGACGUGACAAACUCGGCCAUUGUCGCCGGCCAUCCUGCUGGCGAUUUGUUCGCCGAUGCCACCACCGGUACUCUCGCCAACAACAUGGGUAACGGAGGGGUCGACGAAGGGCAAGAUAUCGGCGCGGUGUACGGGCAAUCGAGUGGUCAAGGACUUCAAGGCGUAAUGAGAGAUGUGAGUGACAGGCAGCUCGAGUUGAGAUGGAAAAACUCUGUUCCGGACGGCUACGAUCUUGAAAGGGGCGUCGCUUCCUCCCUCGUCGAUGAAGCUGCUACCAACUUCCAGGAUCUACGCUUCGCAAACGAUCCUGACCAUGAGCUCAAGCGCAAAAUUGACAAUAAGGACACCAAUUUCAAUAAAGCAUCGCAGCUCCGCGAUUUGAAGGCCCUGAUGCCGGAUGCUAACAGCGUAGCAAAUUCUUCUGCGGUUGUUUCCGCCGCUGGCUAG